AACUGCAAUAAACCAUACACACGAUGAGGUUGCAGAUUCUUUGCGUAAUUGUUUUUAUCUGUGGUGUUAGUUGUAUCAACCAAAAUAUUUUCAGAAAAUAUUUAGAGUUACGACAUCAAAGAUUGUUGGAACGACGUCAUAAAAAUAGCGAGAGUAAAGAGAAUAACGUUUUUGACGAUGAUGAAGUGGUGACAAUAAAUUGCGGCGAAGGGGAGGUAAUCAGUGUGGAAAACGCAAACUAUGGUAGUCCAGGAAAACCCCAUAAACCGAGAAAAGGCAGUAAAGGCAGUAAAGGCGGCAAAUCUAAAAAGGAUCAAUGCAGCGACCCACAGUCCUUAGCGAAAGUAAAGGGUGCAUGUAAUGGAAAACAAACAUGUGAAUUUACGGUCAGUGACCUUUUCAAUGAAGACGAUUGUAUAAACGGAGAAGAGCUUUUAGCGAGGUCAGGGUCAAAGUCCAGCAAUGCUAUUCAACUCUGGUUUGGCUACCAAUGCAAACCAAAUCCAUGUUUAAGCUUUUACUGUGCACAUGAAGGUACUUGUGAACUAGCCAAUUUUAUAGAUUUGACCCCACAAUGUAAUUGCAUGGGCGACUGGACUGGUGACCAUUGUGACGAUGACCCAUGUAAAACAGAUCCAAAACCAUGUCCUGAAAAAAGCACGUGUUCAAUCAAAAGUGAUGGAAGUGCCAGUUGUUGUUGUGAUGAAGAGUAUACAGGAGAUCAAUGCGACAUAUUAGUGGAUGGAUGUACUGUCAAUCCUUGUAAAAACGAAGGAAGUUGUACAUUGAAUUAUGAUAGACUAGCGAUGUGCAAUUGUGCGUCACCCUGGGUGGGACCAGUAUGUCAAUAUGAUAGCAGUGGUUAUGGUGGUGGUGUUAUCGUUGCUGUUCCUGGUGCUGGUGGUCCUGGUGGUUUAAGUAAUACUGGUGGUGGUGCUAGUGGUAUUGGUGUUGUUCCUGGUACUGGUGGUGGUGCUGGAAAGAGACGCAAAUCUUUAGGAAUCAAACACUGAGAACGACAUCGAUAUUAUUAGUUAUGCAGUAAGUCCAACAUAUUCCAAAAAUAGUACCAUUACAAGACAUGUAUUGCAAAUACAAGCUUUAUAGAACUAGAAUUCAUGAUGCUUUGAUAACUUCAGAAGUUGUAUCUAUCAUCUAUAAAUAAAUUUUAUGUUAGCAUCUUUAUGAUGAAGAUGAAACACUAAUGAAAGAAAUACGUUCUGGAACGACAUUGAUCCCUAUCCACAGUCAUCUAGGAAAUUUUGUUAGUUAACUAUGAUUAUUCAUGCAUUUUAUUUUAAAUGUUAGUAUCAAAUUGUUAUUCAACCUAGGUUGAACAACAUUUCAUCAUUAGGAGUUGUGUGUGUUUACUAUAAUUGUAGUUCUUUUUUGUA
Mytilus trossulus (common blue mussel) is the source of this 1394-nucleotide messenger RNA. Its product is annotated as neurogenic locus notch homolog protein 1-like. The transcript is spliced from 8 exons. Gene Ontology annotation, molecular function: Notch binding; carbohydrate binding. NCBI's taxonomy places the organism in Eukaryota, Metazoa, Mollusca, Bivalvia, Mytilida, Mytilidae. Bases 24 to 1013 code for a protein of 329 amino acids. The record is from RefSeq and is a predicted model, not a curated record.